Messenger RNA from Cyprinodon variegatus (sheepshead minnow), 4179 nucleotides. RefSeq names its product leucine-rich repeat transmembrane protein FLRT1-like. NCBI's taxonomy places the organism in Eukaryota, Metazoa, Chordata, Actinopteri, Cyprinodontiformes, Cyprinodontidae. The transcript has 4 exons. Bases 1190 to 3379 code for a protein of 729 amino acids. The record is from RefSeq and is a predicted model, not a curated record. Gene Ontology annotation, molecular function: protein binding.
AAUUUGUCGGAAACAUAGAGAAAACAACAGAAUGGAGAGAGCUUUGUCUUUUUAAGGAGUGGAGCGCAGCACAGCGGGGUGGGAGCUGGUGCUCAUCGCGGACGCAUUCCCGAUCCUUCCCAUCGCCCCGCUGUACAGGCUGAUGCAGGAGCUGCUGUAAUAUCCGCUAACUGAAGAGGAGGGAAUAGAAAGGGAUGGACGCGGAGAGGAGAGAGAGGAGGAAAGGCUCCCAUGCAGUAGAUGAAUGACUACUACUAGCUCCCAACCAGCGGCUGAUCUGCUGAAGUGAAGGAUUUUCAAAGAUUGUCUAUUUCUUCAAGGCUGCAGCACAGAGCUCCCUACAUUGAACUGUGUACCAGCACUACUCAGAGAGGGCUCUAUACAGCAGUGAAUAUCCUCUGACUUUGCAGAUGAUCCGUGUGAUCUAGAAGAAGCUUAGAGAUUCAAAACAGGACAGUUGGACUAAACAUUUUAAUCGUCAUCACUAAACUGUGACACUUAUUUUGGAGUAAUUGUGAUUUCUCCUUUGAGGCCUGUUUAACGCAUCCUCUCAUCUCUCCCCGCUUUUCACCAAUCCAAAUCCCUACCUGCUUUUUCAAAGUGAGUGUAGCACGAUACGGCACUAUUUCUGCAUGACCUAGUGCUUGCAUGGGGAUCCAGGAUUGUUUUUGACUUCCAAGUAAGACCCUGAAGCUGUCAGCCAUCUUCUGACUGCCUGCCCGCCCAACUGCAGCAUUUGGGUGUGGAGGGGUAGUUCCAGAAUUAAUCCUCUGGACACUCAAUGAAGAUGACUUAAGUUGGCAGGCCUGAAAGCCCCUUACUCAGAAAGAGAGAACAAGGCUUGGCAGGAACACUAGCACCCACCAAACACACACAAAUGUGGAAGCCGUGGCGGCUUUGAGCCAUGCUGGUGUUGCUACUUGUGGAGCCCUGGAGUACAGGCUAUCAUCAUCCCUAUCAUAAUUCACCAAAGCUGAGGAAGAUUCCACAGCCCGAAGGAAAGAGGCUACACUUCUGAACGAUUCAAAGGAGACUGUGAAACCGUGCUAACACAGAGAAAUCCAGAGCGGCAUCUUCAAUCACACGCACAGACAUUCUAAUACUCCUCUCCACAAAUCCCCGAUACAGGAAAAACAAAGCUGCGGCGGACGUGAAAGGCACAGAGACUGAGCAGGAGCUGUAUCCCAUCAUGGCAGCUGAAAGUCUUGCUGAGCUUCGCGAUUGGCUCUUUCUCCUCCUCCUGGUCCUCACCUUAUUGGCUGAGGUGUUGGAGCUGGCAGCUGCUGCAAUCGCCAUGGAAACGGGCGAAGGAGAUGAGGGCAUUGUUUGUCCCUCCGUGUGCCGAUGUGAUGAGGGCUUUGUCUACUGCAAUGACCGUGGCCUGAGUAUAAUCCCUCCACUGCCAUUAACGGCUGCUAUUCUCUACCUGCAGAGCAACAGGCUGAGCAACGCCGGGCUGCCACAGUCAUUGGAACGCAGCACUUCUAUACGAGUGAUCUACCUAUAUGCCAACCAGUUGGAUGAGUUUCCAAUACACCUUCCACCAUCCUUGACGGAGCUACAUUUGCAAGACAAUAAUAUACGAACGUUACCGCGAUCAGCUUUGUCAAAAUUACCAUUACUAGAACGUUUACACUUGGAUGAUAACUCAAUAUCAACGGUUAGCAUUCAGGAUCGAGCUUUUUCAGGGACCCCAAAGCUUCGACUGCUGUUUUUGUCCCGGAAUCACCUUUCAAGCAUCCCAGCAGGCCUUCCAGCAUCCCUGGAAGAGUUGCGACUGGAUGAUAACAGGAUAAGCACCAUACCAACGCACGCCUUCCGUGGUCUUUCCUCCCUACGACGUCUGGUGUUGGAUGGAAAUCUUCUGGCUAACACGCGCAUCGCAGAUGAUACCUUUUCUCGUCUAUCCAACCUAACAGAGCUGUCACUAGUCAGGAACGCUCUGCAAUCUCCACCAGUCAACCUACCUUCAGCUCACCUGGUACGACUACACUUACAAGAUAACGGGAUGACCCACAUACCAAGGGCAACAUUGGAAGGGAUGAGGCACUUGCAGAGACUGGACCUGUCAGGAAACAAUUUGACCAGUCUGCCUAGAGGAAUUUUGAGAGACACAGAGAGCCUGGAGCUGUUGCUUCUAAGAGGAAACCCCUGGUACUGUGGUUGCAACCUUCGCUGGCUUCAUUCUUGGUUGCAUGGUCGUGGGUCGGCAGUGACUGUCAGAGGCCUCAUCUGUCAGGGGCCUGAGUCUGUACGAGGCCAGACGCUCAGAGAUCUUACAUCAUUAAUGGAGCAGUGUGAAGGACCCCCACCAGCAGGUUCCAGUCCUGGAGAAGUGGUGACCCCAGUCGAGAAAGAUGGAGAAGCAGAAGAUGAUGUUGGGGAGAGUCAAGUUAUCCCCCAUGAAAGCACUACUACUGCACCUCUGUUGGUCUCUACACAAGGUUCUCUCUUCAUUCUGCGACCUAAGCGACCUGGCCUAAUUAUGCCCUUGCCUCCAGGGAAAGGUGGACAAGUAUCUGGAGAGGCCUUAGAAUUGACUGUGAAACCUCUCUCUUCAGACAGUGUCCUUGUGAGUUGGCUGUACCCACAGCCGGCACCCUCCUUUCGUUUGUCAUGGCUAAGAAUGGGAAGCAGUGCAGCUCUUGGCUCAAUGACGGAGACUUUGGUUCCAGGAGAGAGGAGGCAGUAUGUCCUUACCCAGCUAACUCCACGUUCACGUUACCUUAUCUGCCUUGUGCCACUACGACAGGAGGCCUCAUUUGGUGGAUCCAGCAUGGGUUCAUCGCGAGGUGGAAGCUUGGACACAGACAGUAAAGACUCAGCUUCAGCCUGUGCUCAGAUAGAGACUGGAGAUGCCAGCUCUGGAGUGGAGGGUACAGACAAAGACGGACAGGACACUGAGCUAACAGCUUUGCCAUUAGCUGGAAUUAUAGGGGGUGCCACAGCAUUGGUGAGCUUGCUCUUAAUCUUUGCCAUCUUCUGCUGGUAUGGACAGAGGUCGGGUUACAUGUCUGGGGACUCAGGAACAUACAGCAGAGGACGGGGUGGGAAAAAUUAUGAUGAUUAUGUAGAGUCAGGCACCAAGAAAGACACUUCUAUCCUAGAGAUCAGAGCCCCACCUGCAGGGUUUCAGAUGACAGCUAUGGCCCAUCAGUCCCUGCAACCUAAGUUAGAGGAUGUUACAUACAUCCACACAAUUUUUCCUUCCUCCUCCUCCUCUUCCUCCCAAGCUAAUGGGACCUAUAGAAGCAACCAUGGAACUGGCAGUCUCAAUGGAACCAUCCUAAGUCAAGCCAGCCACCAUCAUGUCACUUAUGGUACCAACCGUGGUUACAGAGAGGGUGGCAUCCCUGACAUAGAUUAUGCUUACACGUGAUGAUGCAGGGCACACUGCCUGAGCUACCAGAGCCCUGUUAGCUGGUGGCAUUUUGCCCUUGGUUUCCAAAGUACCCUCUGUGCCUCUGAUGGUUUGAUUCCGAUUGGUUUGCUUAGUAGAUGACAAUGACGGGACAAUGUUAAUGAGCGGCAGAAGCAAGAGUCCCAUUAUACAGUAGGCUCUUCUCUCAGCACUGCUUAUUGUUAUAAAUUGUUAUGUUUUCUCUUUUGGAUAUCUCAAUGUCUUUUAAACCUACUGCUCUUCUCAGCUCAUAACAAUACAUGGUAACUUAUUUGAGGUUGAUAUAUUAGGCUUAGCCGAUUUAGCAGGAUAUAUAUUUAUAAUAUGAGGAAAAGGCACUUGAUGUGAAUAGAGAUAGCACUCAUAUCUUUUCCAACUGUAAACUCUGUGCUGUAAAGAUAAAAUGGAUGAGAGAAAGGAGAAAUCAAUGGUUGUUAGAAUUCACAGAUGACAAUGCAUCAUGGCUGACAUGAAAAGAUGUGUUCCUAGCUCCCUUCUUUCCGAUGGUUUACUCCCUCCCUUUUUAAUUUUUCCAUCUUUCCGCCUGUUUUUUUAGUUUUUUUUUUUUUUCAUUUCCUUUUGGAGCCGAAGCUCCUCUCCUUUUAUUCCUAUCGUAUCUUUUGUGGUGCUGUGAGCAGAGGACGACUUUGUUCUCGCCAAGGGAGCUGACAGCGGUGACAACAGCGCUGACAAAGAUGGGAGACACAAACCACAGCAUGGGUAGACUAAUGAGUGGGAAAGAUAGAGGGAAUGUGUGUGUGUGUGUGUGUGUGUGUGGG